AUGACGGACGAUAGAAUUCCUGUUAGUACUCCUUCGGGCAGUGGUCUGAAUUUAGAAGCUUUACUGGAGGCCCAGAAGACAGCGAUCCUCACAGCAGUCAAUGAAAAGAUUUCAGGGCUUGAAGCUACCUUGCAAAACCAACAACAAGAGUUGGCGAUCAAUACCUCCCAAAAUCAAGUUGCCGCCCCACCAACCUUCAAAAAGAAAGGAAAUGAGCACCAAUUCAAAUUCAACGAAAAAGUGAUUGCAUGUCACAAACAAGCUUCGAAAGCACUGGAGCUGAAAAACAUCGCUCGAGCAAAAGAACUGCUCGAACAAGGUACUGUCCUUUUGAAUAAUAGGCAAAAACUUACAAAAAUUGCAGACAAAAGCGAGUUUGGCUGUGCCACUAUUCAAGAAUAUGUUGAUGAUGAGCUCGCGGAUAACGAAGCCGAUGCCAAAAAGAUCAAAAAAGCGGAGAAAAGAGCAGGCGAGCGUUCCAAAGCGGCGGCAGUGAAGAAGAAAAAGCUUUCGAAACCAAGCGCCCAAACUAGCUCAAGUCAGCGUUAUAUGUCGCAUAACAUGCCUUAUAACAAUUAUGGGUCUUAUUUUCGUCCCCAAGGUAGCAGAUUUAAUUGGUCCUCAAGACCAACCAUGCAGCGAGACUUGUGUUUCCGAUGUGGCAAGCGCGGCCAUUGGGCAGAUAGCUGUUCCCGAAUUUCCAACGGAUCCAACUCCUCCGGAUCUAAGUAA
Molecule: messenger RNA, 732 nt
Organism: Exaiptasia diaphana
Lineage: Eukaryota; Metazoa; Cnidaria; Anthozoa; Actiniaria; Aiptasiidae
Exons: 1
Coding region: 1-732 (243 amino acids)
Molecular function (GO): zinc ion binding; nucleic acid binding
Source: RefSeq, a predicted model, not a curated record